CCAAACCAGUCUUACGUUUUCUAAGUUCUCUAGUUACCAAAAACGGGUAUUUCCAAUUACCAGUUAUUCUAAGUGACAGUAAAUCAAGCCCAAAGCUAACAACGGUAAUCUUCUCGGAAUAAAAAUAAAAGAAAUUGUUAUGUUUAAUUAAAUAAUGAUUAGCCUUAAUUCUAAAUAGGUUAAAUAUAUUAAAUUUCAAUUUUGAUUUGAUAUGAUUAAUAUUAAUAUGAAUUCAUUUUGAGUGCAAGACGACAGACAUAAGUUAAAGUCAUUAGUCAUUAGUUGUAGGCAGGUAAGAAGUCCUUAGACUUAGACUUAGUUAGAAGUGUAGUGUAAACCAAAAUGACCAAAUUAAAUGUCACAAAAUGAAAGUGUAAGGCAAGGCAAGGACGCAACUAAACUGUGUCUGCAUUAUUUCAUGUCAGUGUGUCUACUGUGACAAUGACAAGUGAAAUUUAGUAUACAUUUAAAAAAAAAACCUACUGAAAAUCUUAAAUGGUCCUUUCAUAAAUUACGUGAAAUUAUAUAAUAAAAGCCCCCCUGGUCAACAAUAGUCAAAAUUUUGUAACCCUUCCUCAUCCCAUAAUUUAUGGACGGUCCCAACGUCAAAGAGUAUAGUAUAGACAUAAUGCCGCACCAAUAUAAUAAUAGGUCUAUAUAUUGUAUUUGAUGAUGUUACUUACACUACUUAGACCUACGGCUACUUUUGUAAGCACUUGUUGGCUUGAGUUGUGGAUCAUCCAUAAAUGACAUCACAAUAUUUUGGCAGUUUUUGUUGGACCCCCCAACCCCCCCCCCCACCCCUUACGGUCACAAAUUUGCUUCACAAAUAAGACACCCUAUUAAUGGGCUACGUCAUACAAUUUUUUCCCCACCCUCCCUCAUAGAUGUGUGACACUUAAACAUUUAAUGGGUCUCGCAUAACCUACCAGCAGCUUGAUAAAUGUUUGCAUAAAAUUUACAAAUUGUAAAUAAUUAUCUGUUAAAUUUUCAAACAGUAAAAACAAAAGAUGAACAGAAAAUAAAAUAUUAUUCCACUGGUUAUUUUAGAAUUGAACUCUGAGUGAAUUUUGAAGCCCAUCUUAAUGACAUAUGUUAGAAAUUAACAUGUGGCUGCCAACAAAAUACAAUUAUUUCCAUGCAACCCUCUUACUCUUAUAUAUGUAUCUUAUAUAUGUAGGUCUAUGUUAAUGAAUAUAUAAAUUAUUAGAAAACAAUGGGAAUUUUUACUUAAAUUUUUUUCAUUUCUUUGUUUUUCCUGACUUUUUUAUUUUGUAAUUAUAAUUGACCACAGUGUUGUCGAAGCAUUUUGUACCAUGAUUACUACUUUGGGCCAAAUGUUUAGGCACAUUUGUGUGUAAUGUGCUGAAUUGAUCAUUGGAGUUACAUGACUUUCAUUCUUCUAUCAUAGUAGACUAAGAUUUUUUUAUAUAGUGAACUUUCACUUGCAAAUGAUGUGCACUGUAUGAAAUUAUAUUUUUAAGAAAAAGAAUCAAGUAAACAUUUAAAUUAAGUUCUUUUAAGUCGUCUAACAAUAAUAUUAGAAUAUAACUAAGUUCUAACGAAUGUAAUUAUUUAAAUUUUUGUACUCUUUAGACAGAAAAACAGCAGUCUGAAAUAUGGCAAAUCUUGGAGCAGAAGACCAAAUGUCAGAGGAGUCUGAAGACAUGUCAUCAGAUGAAGAAGCAACAGAAGAUUUAGAUAGUAAGUUUCACCAGUGUCAAAUGCCUAAUUUAAGCCAGCUAUGGGCUUACUUAAUUAUUUCAAAUUAUAAAGUAUGCCCAUUGCAAGAACUGAACUAAAAACGUUUCACCUCUUACUUUAAAAGCCUCACUAAAGGGCCAUCCAUAAAUAAUGUCAUUCAAAUUUUGGCAAUUUUGGCUCCCCCUUUCCCCCAUCAUCACAAAAAGAUAGACCUCCUCCCCUAUAAUAUUAACUUCACAAAUGUCUGCGCUCUCGCUACCCUUCCCCACCCUUUAUAAAAAAAUUCAUCAGUUCACCACUGUCCUUUACAAACCCUUAAAAAAGUCACCCCAUGGAUAUCAAAUUACUGCAGCUGUGUCAGAAGCAUUUCCUUAGAACAAUGGUUCUUAAACAGGGAUCAAAGCACCCCACUAUGGUACGGAAGACCCAGAAAAUGAACAAGCAUUUGCUGCCAUUACUAGACUAGUUGUUCCUGCCUUUAAAAAUAAAAUAAUUUUUUAUGCAUGUUGAUUAGCAACAGUAAAUGUUUUUUCUGGUGAAUUUUUUGUGUGAAUUACUUGUGUGGGUAACUUUUUCUUGUUUCUAAAAUGUUAAUUAAAUAAAUAAAAGUACAAUAACUGAAUUAUUUAAUUAUUUUCUUUUUAAAAAUUUAAUUUAAUUACAAUAUAAUUUAUUCAGGGGUGGAUGGAUUGUGGGAAAUGUUAAUACCUGUCCUAGAGAAUUUAUUAACAUCACACACCCCCCACCCAUCAACCAUUUUUCGUUCCAUCUCACUUCACGUGGCAGCCCUAAUUCUAUAACUCCCUUCCCCACAUUUCGACAUAAAUUGUCAUGACUGUAACUUGAUCAGAUGCCAUGUCUGGGACCACUCAUACCUGUACUGAUUUUCACAGUUAUCGUAGUUUAAAAAUAAAAUAAUUUUAAAAAAAAUUGCUUAACACCCCCCCCCCUCCCAUUCACACAAUUCACACAUCAUCACAAAAAUGUGCCCCCCCCCCCACCCACGACGCAUGAUGUCAUUUAUGGAUGGCCCCCAGGUACAAAUUAUUUAAUAAUACUGAAAUGCCUUUACCUUUUACAUGAGUAGAACUUAUCCUAUUGUUUAGCCUACAAAAACCAAUACUUUGCAUGUAGUUCAAGAAUUGUGGGAUUUUUUUCACAUUGCCAAGUCUUUUCUAUCACAGGUGUGGAUGGUUUAAAGAAUUUCUUAAAGAAAAAUUUGGUCAAAUUUGCAAGCCGUUUACGGUGAGUUUUGUAGCGAAAUUGAACAUUCUUUGCCAAUAAGUUCCUCAGCAUCUUUUAGGGACAGCGGUAUUUGUAUCUUUAAAGUUUUAUUACUUAGGGUAAAAAAUGUAGGGAUCUUGUCGAUGCCUGGUUAACAUUUUGGAGGCCUGGUGCAAACAGUGCAACUGACCUAAUCACAAGAAAAAAUAUAUAACUGUUUUGGCAGUUAAGGAUUAUGAAGUUGUUUUAGGAUUGUUUUAAAUUUUUUUUUACAACUUCACCUGUUAAAAUAUAUUUAUUGAAUUUGAAAAGUCUUUCUUUAGAGCAGUGGUUCUCAACCUUAUUAAUCCCGCUACCCUUUAAUACAGUUCCUCAUGUUGUGGUGACUCCCCAAACAUAUAAUUAUUUUCGUUGCUACUUCAAAGGAAUAAAUGUGCCAAUCUGUCCUUGUCCACUUUUAACAUAAAUGAUACAUUUCAUCCAUUUUGUAUACCGGGUAACUGAAUAAAUUUCCCAGUUUCAGCCACCGUAACUGAUCCAUUUUAAUUAUUAAUUCUUUGUAUGUUAUAGAAUAUAACCUGACGAGAAUUUUCAAAUAUCUUACAUAUGAGCAGCGAUUAACAAAUAAUAUUCUUCCAGAUAUUCAAAAACCCAUAAAAUUUACAAUUAUCAGCACUUCCAAAUACUUAUGUAGCAUCUCUAAGUGUCAUUCCCUGUGAAACAAGAAAUUGACACUGUAGUCACUUCUUUCAUAUUCCAAUUAAAUUGUUAAAGAAUAAUCUGUAAGGAGUGGCAGUAAUUAUGUCAGGAUCAAUAGAUGAAGUUCACAACAAUUUAUAGGUGGUAUAGUUUCAGCAGCUGGAUGCAGUUCAGCACCAAUAUAAACAAUGUUCAUUCUAUAUCAACAAAAAUAGGCCAUAGGAAAUACAAAAAAAGAAUUAUAAUAAAUGAAGUUUCUUUUUUAACAUGAAAAAAAUAGAUUUGAAGGCAAUGGUAAUAGAACCCUAUUUACUCUGAUGUUGGCAAACUAUUUGAAUUUUAUUGACAAUUUUCUUUUUAGGAUUAAAAAAAGGACAGCCCCUGAGUCUUUCGAACCACCAUCAAUUCCCAGCACAGACUUCUCAGAGGGCAAAGACAAAACUAUGAAUAACACUUAUGAAUUCAACUAUCCCAGGAGAGGAUUGGCACUUAUAAUAGAUAACGAGCAUUUUCAACCAGCUGGCCCAUUUUCAGACAGACCAGGUUCCUCCUGUGACUCAAGGUCUUUAAAGAAGACGUUCAAUAGAUUAGGUUUUGAUGUAAUGAUGUUGAAGGAUUUAUCUUCCAAAGCAAUGUAUCAAACCCUUACGUCAGGUGAAGAAUAUACAAUUUGUUGAAAACAGGCAACUUAAACAGCUAAAUAAACUAAUUAAAUUUUUAUCAAUGUGGAGCAAAUGGCAUUCCAAAGAAAAAUAUAUUGGGAUACUACCGGUAGUAAAUAUCAAUGAGUGGAAAGUAUUGCACCAAUGCUAAGUAGAAAAUUAAAAUCUAAAUAGUAUUCAGUCAGUUGAUAUUCAAUCAGUUCUUAUUCAUCUGUAAAAAAAAAAAACGAUUUCUAAAAUUAAUGAAAGAAAUUAAAAAAUAUCAUGAAGGUAGUAUGUUAAUUGCUAUUUUUGCAUUCAAAUUCAAGCUUCUCAGGACUACAAUCAUGCUGCUGCAGACUGCUUUGUUUGUGUUAUUCUAUCUCAUGGACAUGAAAUAUUCAUUCAAAAAGAAAACUCGAGCACCGAGUCUUAUGUCCAUGUUAGACAAGAUAUUAUUUUUGGAGUUAAUGGAAAAGCUCUUGCUACUGAAAAAAUUCUGAACAUUUUCAAUGACUCGAGCUGUCCGGGCUUAGCAGGCAAACCAAGGAUAUUUUUCUUUCAGGUAUUUAUUUUAUUGCUCUAGAUAUGUUACCGUAACCAUGGUAAUAAAAAAAGACUUGAUUUAGAGAAAUUACCGUUUUAAAAAAAAAAUGUGACCAAUUUUUUUCCUUUUUCAUAGUGAUCAAUUUUUAAGAAUUUCUUUACUAAAAAAUUUAACAUGAAAGUAAAUAAUGGUCUUAAAUAAUGGUCUGUAAUAAUGGUCUUAAAUAGUCGUCUGUAAUAACUGUAAAUCAUCAAAAAGAAGGCAUGUCCCGAGGUAACAGUUACUUCAAAAGUUAUUGUAAAACAUUUUUGCACAAAAUCAGUUUAUUUCAAACAGUAACCCAAUAUGUCAAUCAUUUAUCUGCUGAUGUGGAUGUUUCUGCAUGAAAGUAAAGGCUGACUUGUUAGGUUUCUGGUGGUGUUUCUCUACAAAGUGAAGCAAGUACUGUUUCUGUUUGUGAAGCAAGUACUGUUUCCGUUCAUUUUGAUUUGUCGAGAAUUCAUUGAACGCCAGAAUCAAGGCCACCUCCCACUCAUCGUUGGCUGCAUUGCUGACAACUUUCAAACUCCUGACAAUGAGUUCACCAACAAUGUCGUCAAAGUCUCUGCUCCAUGUAUCUGGAUUAUUGAUGUGAAAAGUUUCUUGUGUAUCCAAUGCUGUGAAAAGUUUCCUGGUGUGUUGCUAUUUAAAGUCAGACAGCUGCCGCUUUAGUAGUGAUGGGUGGAAGGCAAUGCAUCUAGAAUUUCACUACUAGAAUGAUCAGAUGUAUUUGUGUCUGUCCCUUUUUGUGUUUUCUUAUAGCUCUCCAACUCAUGGAGUAGAUCCAGGUCAUUCUGCAGAGUAGAUCCAGGUCAUUCUGCGGAGUAGAUCCAGCUCAUUCUGCGGAGUAGAUCCAGGUCACUCUGCGAAGUAGAUCCAGGUCACUCUGCAGAGUAGAUCCAAGCCAUUCUGCAGAGUAGAUCCAGGUCAUUCUGCAGAGUAGAUCCAGGUCAUUCUGCAGAGUAGAUCCAGGUCAUUCUGCAGAGUAGAUCCAGGUCAUUCUGUGGAGUAGAUACAGGUCAUUCUGCGGAGUAGAUCCAGGUCAUUCUGUGGAGUAGAUCCAGGUCAUUCUGCAGAGUAGAUCCAGGUCAUUCUGCAGAGUAGAUCCAGGUCAUUAUGUGUAGUAGAUCCAGGUCAUUCUGUGGAGUAGAUGAGGCAAAUGGGCAUGCAAACCAGGAUUUCUGAUAGAUCUUCAUGACCAAAGUUUUGAAGUGGCUUAGAUAUGACAGGUCACUUGCAGUCAGUCUGAAUUGGGGGCGAAACAGGAACAUUUUUAGACUGUAAAUCAUCCUCCCCAUCCACUGAACUCGGUGCUGAACUCUAGGAGCCUGAAUAUGUAUGUUACUGCAAUCUGCUCUGAAAAAUAUAAGCAACUGUUGCAGUAACUCAUGGUAAUCAUCUCUGGCCUUAAAUUCUGUUAGUUAUUGCAAAAUGAAAUGAAUGAUAUCAUCCUGAACUGGACUCUACAUCUCUAUCUAGACCUGUUACGCACUGCUAUCCGUAGGGAGAAAUUAAUCUCCUAUUUACAUGUAUAGGUUCGUUCCAGAACAGUGCAUAACAAGACGAUACCAAUUGAUAGAAAACCAGAACAGAGAAUAUGACACUCAAAACAGUGCUAAUUACAAUUAAUAAGAUUUAUUUAGUUAUCAAUAUAAUUACAAAAUAAAAGAAAUAUAAUUAAAACCAUGAACUUACAGAGUAGUGUUUCUUGUACCGGCACCGUACAAAAGUUGAUGAAAAUUACAAUGUGCCAAAAGAUAAGGUACAAUGAUGAAUGUGAAGUCACACAUAUAAGUAAACACAGAAUAACACACUCUUGUCUCAUGAAGUAAAAAUAUCUCGUGAUCUUCCUCUCAAUGCUCUCUGAAUCCCCUUAUAUAUAUCUAUAGUUGGUUCUACUGACACACCUGGAAACGUCUUACACAUUGUUAUCCUUUCCAGUUCACUCCCGACCUUUCCACAAAAUUCUAUUAGAACAGACAAUAAAUUUUUAGUUGUUAGUAAACAAGGCCAAGAUCAAAGCGAAGACUAUUCUUGGCAAGCCGCACCCUAAUAGUAGUGCAGCGUCUGCUAGAGUACCCAGCACGGGGAACUAUGACGUAAACACGUCGGCUACAUAACAGGACCAUAUUUUACCUAGACCGGAAAAUUGAGCCCCAAUAUUCACCAAAUGUCUGGAGCUAUUUGAUGUUUGGUCCUGAAGAUGGUCCCAUCUUGUGAUGCCUGCAUGGUAAGCUGAUCAAAUCCCUGUCAGGCUUUUCUUCCAAAAGUAUGAACUCUAGUUUUACUAGCAGUAGUGUCAAAGCAUUUGAACUUAAUGUGAUCAGCGAGGUUCCAUUCUUAAAUAAGAUUAAUCAAUGCAGUUGCUUCUGCAAGUCUGGUUCCAUUUGGCCACUUUGGUACCCCCAACACGUCACUGUUCCAUAUCCUUACACCAGAACUAUAAGGCAGUCAGCAAGCUCCUUCAAAAUUAAAGCAGGCAACCCUUUUUCUAUCCCAAUGUACUGUUUAAUGCAGUUUAGGCCACUAUUUCACAGAGCUUGUGUCUAGUUCUUCUGACUGAUUCUUUGUUAAUUGCUAGGGCUGACAGACUUUGUGCAAGUAAUUCUGCUGACCUGUCUUUCGUUUCAUCUGAAGCAGCUGAUAAACCUGGACUGACAAUAUUGAUUGGCCUGCUUUGCUUCGGUUGACUGGAAGUCUGUUGACUACGAGUUUGUUUCUGAUCGGAGGCCUCAUCAGCAUCACCACUGGUUACACUGCCAUUUAUGAACUCCAUAUUAGUCGCCGCUUGUUGCAUCCAUUCAGCCUCCUUUGCCUUGCAUGUUUUUUUCACCAGCAGCCAUUUUUGAUACCUUUCCGAGCCAACACCAUGUCAACGUAACCCAUGCUACCACGCUUCCUUUUAUCUCUCUGUGCCUGAAGGAAUUCUCUGCUUUCAUGUAACUUUAUCAUGGCCAGAGCUUGAGUGUUUGCAAUGUCAACAAGAUCCUGCAAACUUUCAUUAAAUUGAUGUUCUUUUGCCUUUUAUGUGUUCUUUCUGCGAGAUGGAUUCUUAUUAAUAAAAAGCCAUGACGAAUGUAGGUCCUUUAUCUUUGAUGUUAUGUGGCAGUCUUUUUGAAUAGGAAUAUGUGCCUUGUCCAAGAACUGAACAACUUCCUCCAAAGUUGCUGUGGCAUGCUGAAAUAUUAUUUAAAUCAACCUGUGAAGAUGAAAGUAAAUAUCAACACUUGAUUUGACAGAAGUUUGCUUCUAGUGAUUGUUUCAAAAGUUCCUCCAACCAGUCAUAUACUACCAUCCUUCUUGAGCUAAUCACAACUGAUGACUGCCAUCUCUCCUGAUGAUCCGUAAUAUAAUGGACCUUUCACAGUCACUAUUUGUUGUGAUUAUUUUUGUAUGUUUUUUGUUUCAUUUAGAGGGCUUUAGCCAUUUUAAAGUGGUAAAAAAAAUCAGUAUAUAUAUAUAUAUAUAUAUAUAUAAAUAAGCACUUCUUUAUUUAAAUGACUCAUUUUUUUAUAGUGAUCUGCAAAAUGGCGGUGGUGAAUCGGCAGUGCCGAAUCGUCAAAGAUUCCACUUUUUGUUUGUGAUGCUCUGUACUUAAAUAUUAAUAUUAUUGUAAUUGCAAAGAUGUUAGUUAAAAAAUGUUCUCUUUCUCAAAUAAAACCCUCAGUUAACAUACAAGUACCUAUUGGCAAUUUCAAUGCAAAUUCAUUUUCUUGUUUAUCCAGGCCUGUAGGGGAGAAAACUUAGACGAAGGAGUGCUAGUUCAUGUGACCAAAGAAGGGACAGUAAAAAAUCAAACCAAACCAGGAAGGGAUGCACACGAUGGAUUGAACUCUCAGAUGUGCAAAGGGUGUGAUGGCAAAGUGAUGGGUCUUGAUAGUCAAGAGGAUUUUACGGAUGCUUUAUCUGGAUCUGAUGAUGAAAGGGAGGAAGAUGUUCAUGGUGCAGAGUCUGAUGUGACUGAUGCCAGGACAGGGGAGCAAACCCCAGUAGUUAUCACUCCAGCUGCAUUAUAUAAAGAUUGUCUGGUCAUGUAUGCAACUCCUCCGGGUUAGUAGAGAUUUAAAAGGACUCAAUGGGUUUUAUUGUUAUGUUUUCCUGGUCUGACUAUACUAUUAGCACACACAAACAUCAUCAUUUUAUCAAGUUGGGGGUAACGUUACCAUUUAGGUUAGUUUCUUUAUUUUGAGAUUAAUGUAGGAAACUAAUACUGAUCAUUUGUUUUGGUAUUUUAGUUACUGUAUUUUAAUAACGAUACAAGCCAUUUUUUCUUGGUAUUCAUUAUUUGCUAUUGUUCCUCGCUUAGGUUACUACGCCUGGAGGCGAACAAGUGGAUCAUGGUUUAUUGAAUCAUUGUGUAGAGUUUUGAACUGCAAAGAAACAAGGUGUAAAUCCCUGAUCAAUGCUUUAGUGCAAGUCUGCCGCCGGGUAGCUCAAAAUUAUGAAUCUAACACUCCCAGGCUUCCAGAAAUGCAUGAGAGGAAAGAAAUGCCUGUUAUUCAGUCCAUGUUAGUGAAAGACAUUGUUAUGACGAAGAAAGCAAAAAAUCUUAGUCUCAAAUUUAUUUGAUCCUGUUACAAGUGCUGCUAUUUUUUCCCUCACAACAAAUUAUUUUGGGUACGUUUAAAUUUUAUGACAUAAAAAACGGAUUGCAUCUUGUGUUGAAUAUAUAACAAUCACAGAAAUAACUACAGCUGCAGUUAGAAUGUUGAAAUGCACCUGAAUAAGAUGAUUUGUAACUUAUAUCAGUACCGGUACAUCAUCAGACUUAUGAUUCAUUCUUUCUGUGCUAUUUAAUGCUCUAUUUGCAAUUUAUAACAAAUUAAAUAUCAUUUAUAUGUUAUUGUUUCUACUUGUUGAUUAUUCACCUUAAGGUCAAGGCUAUUUGGUACAUGUUUGUUCAGCUCAGGCGGUACCCCGGUAGUUAAAAUCUUCAAUGUUAUCAGAUUUUACUACUAGUUGGGGUGUUCGCAAAUUAUGUAAUGCAAAAAAUGAUCUUUUCAGACCCCCCCACCCCCUGCCACAAAAUGUCACAAAUUCUUUACCCUCCUCCUAGUGUCACAUCACACCUAAAAAAAAAAAAAAAUCAAAACAUAUAUAAAAUUUUCAUAACUAAACUAAGAUUUGAUUUUAUUCUUAAAAAUUUUCCCCAAAUGAAAUAAGACGUAGUAUUAUUACGAAAUUGUGACAUAAAACAAAGAAGUCAUCCCAGAGCUACUUGUAAAAUGGCCUCAACAGUUUUUGCGUCAUUUUUUGAUAGGCGCAGAAGGUGUGAGCGACUGAUUUUCACAGUAAUUAUAAUACCUGAGGCAAUUUCGACCUAAAUUAAUGUUUUUAAAAUUAAUUGAAUAACGAUUUUUCAAAAUUAAAAAAAAUUUAGAUUUAAAUAAGAAACAAACAAAUUUGUGACGUCACAAAUUUUUUACACCCCUCCCCCAUCACAAAGUGUCACAAAUUCUCGACCCCCCUCCCCCUGAGUGUGAUGUAAUUUGGGAACGACCCCUUUCUAAUAAUAAUACAAUUUGAAUAAUCCUGCUUUCCUCUAACUCCAGUGUGGGCACAACAACAUUGCUCUCAAUGCUCAGUGUCUUAUACUUAUAUGCACAACAACACUACUCUCAAUGCUCUGUAUCUGAUGUUCUAAUAAACCAUUGGUUGAUAAAAUAAUCUACUGGUCUUACAAUGCUUGUUAUAGUUUCCUACAACACUCUUACACUAUAUUGUUUGUUAUAGUGUCAUUCAAACACUCCUACACUAUACUGCUUGUUAUAGUGUCAUUCAAACACACCUGCAUCAUUCAUCUAGGUUAACUAGGGUUAAGUUCACAAUUUUAUUUUAAAUGAGAUUAUUUUAAAAUGUUAACCAACCAAUUUAUUUUUUAGUUUUUACUCCUGCUCUAAUCCCC
Molecule: messenger RNA, 10759 nt
Organism: Lymnaea stagnalis (great pond snail)
Lineage: Eukaryota; Metazoa; Mollusca; Gastropoda; Lymnaeidae
Source: the annotation of a GenBank genome assembly